UACGCACUCGGUUACCGUCGCUAUUUGCAUAUCGAUUGGAUGUAGGAAAAGUCCUUUAACAAUGUUAGGUUUUGCCAUUUUUGGAAACCAUCCUCCCAAAGAGUUUGGUAUAAUAAUAAAAACCAUAGAAUAAUUUUAUUUAAUCAGCUUACUGGUUUUUUUAUGGCAUUUGUGUAUUUCCUGUUUUCGGUUUUGAUCCAGCCGGAUUUAUGUAAAUAUCCCUACAGGUAAAGUUUAAAAACCAUUUAAAAAAUGUAAAUGUGUAACUUCCGCCACAAAUUUAAUUUAAUAAAGCAACAUGUUUUAUAAAAAUUAUACAAUAAAUUCAAUUUAAUUAUCAAAUAAAAAUGGUAAAUUCAAACUUUUCCAUUUCUAUCUCCAUUUGUUGAGUAAUCUUGUAGAUUAAGAGCAGUGCUUAACUAAAUGUUGCACUAAUUUAUCAGCUAAUGACCACACGUCUUUCGAUUAAGAUGCAUAAAUUAUGGAAACAGGUGCUCCAUAUGCAGCUAGAUCCACCGAUCUUGGGUCGCCCAAACAAAGCAGCCUCAUUAAGAUCCAGAGAUUGUAAUCAAUCCAGUGGCCAUGUCAGCGGAGUGGAUCCGCUGUGGUGACGAGCGCUUUGAUUGGAACGCCUCUGGAUGCGACAUGCAUAUUAAUUAAUGGUGACCGGUGACUGUUACAUUUGGCUGGGCUCUAGUGGACACCGCGUCGGGCGGAAUUGGGCAAUGCGAAUCGGUAGUGGGAUAUUGCAACAGAAUACAAGACCUGGGAGCGAUUGCAAAUCGCUGGGCAGUCGGACAUGGAAGGCGGACUCAAUCGAUGGCCCUGCAGUUGGCCGAAUUUAUUCAAAUCAGUUGAAGUCCGCGUGGAGAAGCGUAUAGGUGUCGUCGUCUGCUCGGAUCUUCGUGUCAAUUGCAAUGUGCAAAUACGUCUUAAUUGCUGCACUGGCCGUAAUGUGCUCCCUGGUGCGAGUCCAAGCCACGCUGCACGAUCUGCCCCGGGUCUUUGACUUCUCCAACGUGGAUCUGGUGAACUUUCAGUACUUCAAGAACCUGGCAUCGCAGGAUCCGCGCACCGCCGCCACCGCCAAUCCGUUUCUGGAGCACUUUCAGAAGAAGAAGGCGGUGCUGGACUACCUGGACCGCCUGUUCUUCGGCAACUCUCCGUUCCAGCAGCCCAGCGAGAUACCCUUCGAUCCGCACUUCGGUCGCUCCUGGCGUCCAGUCUACGAGCGGAAGUUCGGAUAUCGCGGGGAGCGCCUGAUCGCUGCUUUGGGUUCUGGAUAUUCGGUGCCACAACUGCGCCACUUUGGAGCCAUUCCCCGCGAGUAUGGCACUCCGCACUAUCCCAGUUGAGUGCGGAUUGCACUUGAGCUGCCCUAGAUAGUGUAUUUAUGGAAUAAACUUAAGAAACGAA
Drosophila yakuba is the source of this 1416-nucleotide messenger RNA. RefSeq lists its product as uncharacterized. The transcript is spliced from 2 exons. The record is from RefSeq and is a predicted model, not a curated record. Lineage: Eukaryota; Metazoa; Arthropoda; Insecta; Diptera; Drosophilidae. The coding region runs from base 918 to 1355 and encodes 145 amino acids.